AUGGAGUUAGGUUUACCUAACACGUUGUUACCAGGUGAUCCACGAUUAGUGGAUCACAUCGUAGGAGAAGUGAAAUCUCAAGGAAUUUUUGAUCAAUUUCGCAAAGAAUGCAUUGCUGAUGUUGAUACGAAGCCAGCUUAUCAAAACUUACGUACAAGAGUUGAAGGUUCUGUAAAUUCUUUUCUCAACAAACAACCAUGGAAACCAGAUUUAAACAAAAACCAAUUGAGAGAAACAUUAAGGAAGCACAUACACGAAGCUCCUUAUUUAGAUGCUGGUGUAGAACGCAUAGUAGAUCAAGUAGUAAAUCCAAAAGUAUAUUCUGUUUUCAUGCAUCAAAUUGAGGAUGUAGUGUAUAAAUUUCUAGGAAUAGAAAGACCUAAGGCAAAAGAAAAAAAUGGCGCACGUGGCCUUAAAGAUUUGUUACCCAAGGAUUUAGAUCCUGUUUCACCAGAGUCUGACAAAAAUAGUUUAAAAGAUGUGUCCUUGGAGUCUAUGGACGCAAUAGAAGAUUUAGAAGUAAAAAGAGAUGUAAAGUCUGCUAACGAACAGAAGUCGUUAGAAGAUGAAAUAUCCAAUGAAAAAGAUAAAGAUAAUAUAUCUGAGAAUGGACAAAUUUCUUCAGAAGAGAAAGCGUUGGAUGAAAGUGAUAAAGCUUUUAAUAAGACUGGUAGUAUUUUAAAUUUAAAUACAUCUGGCAAAUCAGAUGAUAAAACGGAGGAAGAUGAAGAAGACAGUAUAUCAGAGUUAACUAGUCAUAGGUCUAGAAGCUCUGAUUUUUGUAAUGAAUUGUCAAGGGACAACUUCGAUUAUAGUAAUCAAGAUUCACAAUUAAGCAAAGUUUCUUCCGAUUCCCGAUUAUCGAUUGUAACUGAUUUUGGAUUUUCUAACCAUGCAUCAACACCGAUACAUGAUGCAUUGAAAGAUGAAGUCAAUAAAUGUGAUGUUAAAAAUAUUAAAGACAAUUUUAAAGCUGUCAGAGAAUAUGAAUCUAAUAAAAAUAAAAGUAAUAAAAAUAUUUUUGAAUUAAAUAAAACUAAAGAUGUACAAGAUGUUAAAGAUUCUAAAAAUGUAAAAAACAAUUUAUCUUCUAAAGAAAAUUCUCGCGAUGCUACAGACAGUGGCAUAAAAGAUAGGUAUGAAUACAAAAAUAAUAAAGAUAGGAGCAGGGACAGUGAAUCCAAAUCAAAAUCAAAAGAUAAAAAUCAUGUAAGAGAUGGAAAACAUCAUAGGGAUAGAAGUAGUGAUAAAAAGAAAGAACGAAGUCACAGCAGUUCAAAAUAUGACAAAUAUGAUAAAAAUAAAGCUAAAGAUAAAAGUGAUCAACCAAGAGAAAGUAUGGAUAAAAUUAAAGAUACAGAAAAGGAUAAUUAUACUAAAGCAAAGGAAGAUAAAAUAAAAGAAACAGACAAGAAAGAUAAUAUUAGUAAAGAGGGAAAAGAUCUGAAAGAUCUUUACAAAGAAAAAAUUAGGGAACUUAGAGAGAAGAAAGAAUUAACAGAGAAAGAAAAAUUAAAUAAAGACAAGGAGACAAAAUCAAAUAAAGAAAAUAAAGAUAAAAAAGAUUUUCCAAAAGACAAGAAAUAUAAAAAAGAUCAUAAAAGCUCUUCCAAAAAUCCUUCAUCAAGUUCUCAUGAAAUUAAAACUGUCAAAACAUCUGAAAAAGUUAUUGAUGGAAAAGAAAAAAGAAGUGAAUUAAAGGAUAAGGAUAAGAGUAAGAGAGAUGAAAAACGUACUUCUAAGGAUCAUAUGAAAUCUAAAAACCAUAUCAAUAUGAAAUCAGAUUCGACAGAAAAAUUAGAUAAACAGGAUGCAAAGAAAUUUAUAAAAAAUGAAAAAGAAGAAAAGGUUGAUAAAUCUGAAAUAAGAAAAGAUGUCAAGUCAAAUAAUGAAAAAAUAAAUGGUAAAAAAGAUGCCAAAAAUCACACACAAAGUAAAAACUCGACAAAAAAUGAAAAAUUAGAUAGCAAAAAAGAUAAUAAAAAUGAUUCCCAACAUAAAGACAAAAAACGAAGAGACGAGAAAAAGUCCAAGUCAAAAGAUGAUCAUUCUAGUUUGAGAAGAAAUUCUAAUGAUCGACGUUCUACAGACAGAGAUGGUUCAAAUGGAUCAAGUAGCAAAAGUUCACAGUCUAGUAGUUCUGGAUCUAAUAUUGCACAUAGUAAAUCAAAUACAUCAACCUUUUCUAAAGAAACAAACCAUAUGAGUAAUUCAGGUAGUGAAACAUCAGACAAUGUUGAAGAAAUACAUCCAAAUGAUAUAAAAUUAUUAUUGGAACAACAAAGUUGUAAAUUAGACAAAGCAACAGAAUUGCAUACAGAAUAUAAAACUGACAGCACUAAUAAUUAUGAAAUGCAUACUAAACAAGAAUUGGAAUUUAAUUAUGUUAAUUUGCCACUUAAAAAACGAGCAUUGAUAGAAGACAAUAGCAUUUUAGGAGAAAUGAAAGUAAAGAAACCAAAAUUUGCAAAAAAUAUACAUGAAGCUAAAAAAUUAAUGAAAAUUAGGAAACAGAUAGAGAAACAGAAACUUAAAGAAAAUAAGAAGUUGGAGAAAAAAAUUGAGAAAAUAGAACAACCAAUACAAAUAAAUGCAGUAAAUAAUGAUAAUUUUGAAAGUAUGCCAGAUGAAGAACGUGUUCAAAUAAUAGAAAUACCAGAUGAAGAAUACGAAGAGCCAUAUCCUGAGAAACAUACUAAUUUAACAUUAGAAGAAAGAUCAAUAAUGAUGUUACAAACUGAAGUUGGUGCAAAAGAUUUGUUAGAGACACAUUCUAAUCUACAAUUAAAAUUAUCAGACAUGGAAUUAUGUAUAAAGAAAUCAUUAAGUGAAACACUUACCAACAAAGUUGAGAAGCCAUUGAAUUCUAAUACUGAAGGGAAUAUCGACUCUUCUAUUUCUUUAUUGCUUAAUAAUAAAGAAAACUCACAAAAUAAAAAAUCAUUGUUUUCUAGCAUAGAGAAAGAAGACAACAAUAUAAUAAAAACAGAAGAACUAGGUAGUUCUGCAGAAAUAUGUUUUGAAAAGCAAACAUGCCAAGAAACUGACACAUCUGUAUUAGAAGAGGUACACCUGUAUUCUCAAAAAUCAAACUAUUUUAGUAAUAAAAAAGAAAUAAACAAGGAAAAAAAGCAAUUAAAGUUAAGUAAUAUAAAUACAGAUAAUAUGACUUGUUCAAGUGAUAAUGGAAAUAUAGAAAUACCUACAACAUCAAAAAUUGAAGAUGAAGAUGUUUCUCAGGAUGCUGAAAAUAGUCUUUCUAAUUUAAACAGAUACAUAACUGAUAAAGAUUGCAUUGUAAAAAUUAAAGAAGAACUAGAAACAAUAGAAUCAACAUCAAUGGAAACUGAAGAUAAUGAAGAUUGUCGUUAUUUCAAAGCAGACAAUGAAAAAUCAGAAAAAUUUUCUAGUUUCUUAGAAUCACUUGAAUUAAUAGAAAAUAGUUCUUUAGAAGACAUAAUAGAGAGUUUAGGAGGUCAAGUUGUAUCUUCAGUGCCAAAAGCUAUGGCACCACCUUUACCAAAACGCAAACAUUCAUCUAGCCCAUUAACAGAUAUAUUAUUAAAUAAUUCAAAUAAUAAUAAUGAUGGUCAUAAAAAAGCUUCUUCAUUAAACUUACCUAAUGAAGAAGCACUAAAUAAUAUAAAAAAAAGAAAACUAAUAUCUAAAAAGCAGAGACUCCAAUCAAAUAUAUGUACUCCACAAGGACUUUUAAAUGGAGAAAAUUUUGUUAUGCCUUUAAGUCCAGAAAGCGAUGUAUCCGCAACCAGUGAAAAAAUAUCAUCCGCAAAUAUGAUUAAAGAAGACAAAGGAAUAAUUUGUUUGUGGCGCGAAUACUUGAAGGAAGACUGUACAUUGCAAAUCUGCUUAUCGGUAGUAGUAGCCUUUUCAAUUCCAAUACGGUUCCAUUAAGACACGAUCAACGAAUACGAUUACGUUUCGUCAUUUCGAAAGAACGAACAUUACUCUCAUAUCCUUCUGAAUGUAUGUUUCGGCGAUUACAAAGCGAAUGCCACUGCACAAACAGUAAUUCGGCGUUAGUUACUGCCGAAAGCAAUAGUGUUGUCUGCUUCGAGAGAGUGCGUACAGAAAUUGCGGUAUUUCAUGUCCAGCCGUUAACUGGAAAUUGUUAA
This is a messenger RNA of Heterotrigona itama, 4133 nucleotides long. NCBI's taxonomy places the organism in Eukaryota, Metazoa, Arthropoda, Insecta, Hymenoptera, Apidae. The record is from the annotation of a GenBank genome assembly.